UUGAUAUUAAUCAGAAAUCACUUAUUACAUUACUUUAUUAAAAAUUACGCAGGAUACAAAUUCAUGAUAAAAUCUGCACUUGUGUGUUUUUUGGAACAACCGUUUUCAUCUGAGAGACGAUUUUAUCUGCAUCAACAAGUAGUAAACAAAUGUUCUCUUCAUUUUACAACACUAGGCAAUUAGCCCUUCUUCUUCUUCUGCACCUGCAGUUCAGUUCACAUUUGUUAAUGCCGCUAAAUUUUUCCUUGAUGUAUUUGAUAAGAAUUGCUGAGCUCGCAAAAAAUAUAAAAUAAUCAACGAAAUGAAUAAAUUAGAGGACGAUACUAUCCCCAGCAGUUGCAACUUCCUGAAAGAUCCACUAUCUAUUGGGGAUCUCAUAGGACCUGGUACAACUUUUGAGAUAAACACGAAUUUCGAUGAAGGUUUCAGCAAUGAUAUAUUUGAUGAAUUAAAUUUGGGUUCCGACGAGGAAGACGAUGACAAGACAGCCACAGAUCGCUCAGCCUUGGUAUCACCAUGGACAAAACCUUUCGACGAGUUACGACUGCAGAUGGUAAAGAUAAAUGAACACAUUUAUAAAAAAAUCACGCAGCCCGGGUUGACUGAAUACGGUGAAGUUCCGUUAAAUGCGCGCGUAUGUAUACGCUACAAUGCUUAUUGGGAGGGAGAGGGUGCACCUUUUGAUUCGUCCUUUCUACGUGGCUCGUCGUAUCACUUCUAUACCGGACGAAAUGAAGUGAUUGAAGGCUUGGAGGCGGCGGUACGAACAAUGUAUCGUGGGGAACAAGCACAAUUCGUGAUUUCAUAUCAGUUAUUGUUUCGCGAAAUAGGAUGUCCACCACGCGUUAAACCACGUGCUGAUGGGCUUUUUAUAAUCGAAUUGGUUUCAUUCAAUCCUGUGGGAGAUUUGGAUGCCGACCAAAAGUUGACGGAUGAAGAACGUGGCAAAUAUGCAACAGUAAUCGAUAAAAUACGAGAUGUGCAUCUUAAAGGAUUAGAUUUCUUUGGACAAGGAUUACAUAAGAAUGCUUGUCGAGCUUUUGAAAAGGCUGUAAGCAUGUUGAACAGUUGCCACUUGGCCAAUGAACAAGAACAGCGCGAGCAAACAGCAUUUCUGCUAAAACUAUAUACGAAUUUAGCAGUAUGCUAUAAUAAGGUCAACUUGCCCGCAAAGGCUUGCAUUAUGUGCAAAGAAAUACGCCAGCUGACAGACAAUAAACCCUCUUGUAAAGCGUUGUUUCAGGAGGGACGCGCGCUGCUGCUGUUGGGUGAGUAUGAACGCGCACGCCACAUACUUAUACGCUCACAGCGCAUGGAGCCACAAAAUGAUGAUAUAAGUAAAGAGCUGAAGCUGCUGGAACAACGUUAUUCACGUUACAAAGAAAAUGAACGUAGCAUUUGGACGAAAGCCAUGGGCAUAAUAAAGAAAAAUGAAAGCAAUCAAACGAAUAGCAAUAACGAAAAGACGCGUAGCAUUUUUGAAAAAGAAAUGGAGGAACUCAUGAAGGACUUUAAGGAGAGUAUGGAAUUGAAUAAUUUCAAUUUGCCACCCGGCUUAACUAAAGACGAAAUCAAAACAGUUGAUGAUUUGGCGCAGAGCAUGGAGUUAAAGUUAACACUCUCACCACUUGACAAUACCACCUAUACAUUAAGUAAAGGGAGCAAAAAAUAAUUUUCAUUGCAAAAAAAAUUGUUUAUCAAAUAAAUAGAAGUAAAUAAAUAUGUACAUAUGUACGUAAUAGUUUUUAUCAAACGUUAAAGUGUAUUAUAAACAUACAUAUGUAUGUUUCUAUAAGUACAUAUGCACCUAAGGAAAUUUCCUUAAAAAAUUAUUAAUGUGUUAUUGAAACGCAUACAUGAAUGAAUUUUUUAUGUUAUUUACUGUAGUUUUGAUGGUAAGUCGCCAAAUUAAUUACAGCAGAAAAACUAAGUGGAUACAUAAAAAAAAAUACUAAAGAAAAUACAUUUAAAUACUUAAUAAAUACAAAUGAAGCAAUUAAAUAAAUAAAACAAAAAUAAAAAUAAAAAUCAGUCGACUGUUUUAACAAAAAUACGAAGGAUAAUCGCUCGUUUUAAUGAUCUUUUAAAAGCUACCUUGUCAUUAACCGAAAAAGUAGUGAUGAGUUUAAUGAUAGGCGAUUGCUCAUGAAUUAUUAAAACAAAGGAUGCUCAGUUACAUAAAUAUUUUAUAGAGCGUUACGAUGUUAGUUUUUAAAUAUGUAUGCCUAAUAAAUGUAAAUGACCAACAAACGUGUAUUUGAAUUUAUUGGCCAAUCUUCCCUUAUUGACAUUAAAACGCACAGAUUUCUUUUUAUUUUUAGUUAAAACGCAUAAAUUUAU
Messenger RNA from Rhagoletis pomonella (apple maggot), 2340 nucleotides. RefSeq names its product inactive peptidyl-prolyl cis-trans isomerase shutdown (gene shu). The transcript is spliced from 3 exons. The coding region runs from base 302 to 1672 and encodes 456 amino acids. Lineage: Eukaryota; Metazoa; Arthropoda; Insecta; Diptera; Tephritidae. Gene Ontology annotation, molecular function: protein binding; peptidyl-prolyl cis-trans isomerase activity. The record is from RefSeq and is a predicted model, not a curated record.